This is a messenger RNA of Dendrobium catenatum, 1907 nucleotides long. RefSeq names its product transcription factor-like protein DPB. Gene Ontology annotation, molecular function: DNA-binding transcription factor activity, RNA polymerase II-specific; RNA polymerase II transcription regulatory region sequence-specific DNA binding. NCBI's taxonomy places the organism in Eukaryota, Viridiplantae, Streptophyta, Magnoliopsida, Asparagales, Orchidaceae. Gene Ontology annotation, biological process: regulation of cell cycle; regulation of transcription by RNA polymerase II. The record is from RefSeq and is a predicted model, not a curated record. The coding region runs from base 343 to 1584 and encodes 413 amino acids. The transcript has 12 exons. Gene Ontology annotation, cellular component: nucleus; transcription regulator complex.
CAGGGUUUUGCAUUUCAUCUUCUCUUUUUCGUCGCUGUUCGGCUUCGUUGCUUUGCAGAGGCGUAGAGAUUGCACGCGUCGUCGGCUCCUUCGUGGCUGUUAGACUUCGCUCCUUCGACGACUUUCCCUUGCUGUCGGAUCGGAAGUUACGACAUUUUGAUCGGAAGCAAGAACGGGAGCUCGCUGGCUGUGAAGGAUCCGAGUUGAACUGCUGUUCAAAUCCAGCGACCAAACGCAGUUGCAUUUCACAUGGGCGGUGUAGGUCGGCUUCGCCCAUCUGGUUUCCCCAUUGUGGCAUCAUAAUCACAGAAGGGAGACGACGAGAGGAGUUCGCGCAUCGAAAUGAUGCAGAUUCCUAACCUGGACAAUUCCCCUCUCAACUUCACCGCGCUCAGUUCUUCUGUUGGAUCGGAAGGAACAAAGACGACGGAAGCUUGGUCAAGGCGAAGAGCCCCUGGGUUUCAACUUUGGCGUGAAUCCGUCACCACUGAGAUGGUUAGCGGUACAAGCCAUCGGCCUCCGGAAAACGGGGAUAAGGGAACGGGCAACUGUCGCAAGGUGGUUGCUGGAGGCAGAAGCUCGUGGGGUACGCCGGCAUUCUCCGGUGGUCAGUCGGCUUCGACGAGCGGUAGCGCUGGCUCGCCGUCGAGUCGAAGCGAGCAGGCUCCAGCGGGCACCCCAGCAAGUGAGAGCACCAUUGCCCGGCGUAUAAAGCACCUUGAAGUCAAUGGAGACGAGGCGGGAUCGUCGCAAGGAGCAGCAAGUGCCAAAAAGAAAAAGAGGGGAACACGGGCUGUUGCAGGUGAUAAAAGUGGGAGGGGACUUCGACAGUUCAGCAUGAAAGUUUGCGAGAAAGUGGAAAGCAAGGGGAGGACGACAUACAAUGAGGUUGCAGAUGAGCUUGUGGCUGAAUUUGCAGAUCCCAAUAAUAAUCUGGCAUCUCCAGAUCAGCAACAAUAUGAUGAGAAGAACAUAAGACGAAGGGUCUAUGAUGCCCUAAACGUUCUCAUGGCAAUGGAUAUUAUUUCAAAAGACAAGAAGGAAAUUCAGUGGAAGGGUUUACCGAGGACAAGUCUAAACGAUAUUGAAGAAUUAAAGGCAGAACGUGCAUCUCUCAAGAGUAGAAUCGAGAAAAAGACUGCCUAUUUGCAAGAAUUGGAAGAUCAAAUCAUAGGUCUUCAGAAUUUGAUCCAAAGGAACGAACAAUUGCAUGGCUCAGAGAAUGCUCCUUCAGGCGGAGUGGCUCUUCCAUUUAUACUUGUUCAGACUCGGCCGCAUGCAACUGUUGAGGUAGAAAUAUCUGAAGACAUGCAACUGGUUCAUUUUGACUUCAAUAGUACACCCUUCGAACUGCACGAUGACACUUACGUGUUGAAGGCAAUGAGAUUCUGUGAAAGAGAACAGCAAGACGGCACACACGAACCCAUCUCCAAUGGCGGCGAGUGCUCCAGCACGCAGGGUAUAUAUCGAGCUCAGCUACCUCUGCUCCAAUGGCCCAGCCCCAGGAGCAAGUUGCCCACUUCACCACCUAUUCCUGGAAUUUUGAAAGCUCGUGUGAAACAUGAACAACACCAUAAUCAGUAAUCUCCUGACCCGUUUGUCAAAUGUAUCUCAUAAUUAUAUUUUUUCUUGUAUAGCUGGGAAGCAGCAACAGUUAGGUUUAAUGGAUAGUUGCUGUUUUCCUUGUAGCACUUUUUUUUUUCUGCAUAGAAUCUGUUUCUGGUUUAGGGAUCUAUGUUGCUUUGAUGUAAUUGUUUGUAUCAUUUUUCCACUCGGUUUUCUUGUUCUGCUUUGUGAUAGAAUGUUGGGGUUGAAGAUUGGUUUACAGAGAAUUUGGUACUAUCAGCUUUGUGGCAUUGGUUCUUCUUUCAUUGUUUAUGGUUUUUUGUCAAAGGAAGUUUAUAUUA